Hibiscus syriacus is the source of this 4163-nucleotide messenger RNA. RefSeq names its product tRNA(adenine(34)) deaminase, chloroplastic-like. NCBI's taxonomy places the organism in Eukaryota, Viridiplantae, Streptophyta, Magnoliopsida, Malvales, Malvaceae. Gene Ontology annotation, molecular function: tRNA-specific adenosine deaminase activity. The coding region runs from base 212 to 4126 and encodes 1304 amino acids. Gene Ontology annotation, cellular component: chloroplast. Gene Ontology annotation, biological process: tRNA wobble adenosine to inosine editing. The transcript has 4 exons. The record is from RefSeq and is a predicted model, not a curated record.
CGAUCCCCCCCCUUUUUCACUCUAUCCUGAUCCAUCAAUCUUUUUAGUCCAACAGAAGUGCCGUUUUUUCCCAUGUUAUAAGUGAUGAGGAGAAUCUGACCUCCACAUGCCUGAAAUGGGUGCAGAUUUAGUCCGAGCUCCAGCAGAUCCAAACAAUUCACCACUUCCUCCAAGGUAAAACUUCAAAGCCCGACCUUAAUAUCGAACAAACAUGUACAACUCUUGCAGUAUUAGUUCAAGUGCGUUCUCACUCAGGAGUAAUGGGUCUAUUUCAUUUUCAUUCAACGAUUGUUCUUCCAACGUUUUCAAUUCAUCACCAUUAUCGUCAUCACCGUGUUUUUCUUCAUGUUGCUCAUCUUGUGCUUGUUGCUGCGCUACAUUUGCCACUACCACCCAUAGGCUACCCAGUACCCUUUGCUUUUUGUACGGAUCAAAGCAAUCUGCCCUUGUUCAUUGCUCACCUUCUAGGAGGUUCAUUUUACCUGCUGGAUACCGCUGCCUUUUGCGGUUUCCGAGCUGUGAUCUUGAUCGAGCCACUUUCGAGGUUUCUACGGGUAGUAUGUUUGCUAGGAAAACUAAAGGGAGGUUUAGAUGUAUGGUUUCAGAGGAUAAUGCAGCUAGCUCUAGGUAUUUGUUAGGUGGAGUCGAUGCCGCCGAGGCCAUGAUCAGCUUAUUGAGUGAGGAAGCGGAUGGGGAGUGUUUAGGUACUGGAGAAAUAAAUAGGAGUUCAUACAAGAUAAGGGAAGUGAAUAAAGCAAAGGGUUAUGGUAGUGAGUGCUAUAGCCUGAAGAAGAAAAGUAAACAAGUGGACAACAAAACAAGCUGUGGUAAUGAAUGCACUAAUGAAGAGAAGCAAGAAUUGCAAUUGGACGAGAGAGGGAGCCGUGCCAACGAAUGUUAUAGAGAGAAGACUCGAACUGUCGGGUCGGGUCUGUUGGAGAGUGAUUGUAAGGAUGAAUAUGAGUCCAUUGACGUUGAGUCAAGGGGAGAGAUUAGAAGGAAGGCAGAGAGUGAGUCAUCCUUGAUAGCUGAGCAUCGUAGGGGAAGAACAAAGAGUUCUAGUUGUUCAUCUUAUUACUCAUUGUCAUCUUCAGGGGACUUGGAGAGUGAUACUGGACUCUCAGACCAAGGUCAAUUUGUAACAGAAUCAAUAAGAGAUGAGACUGGUCGAAGUGAGGGACAAGUGACAGAAGGCUUGAAGAGGGACAAUGCAGGGGGUGUUAGUGUUGAUUGGGAUUUGAGAAAAAAAUCAGAGAAGAAGCUUGCUGAAGUAUCCGCUGACGAAAUACAAUCUGGGGUAAAAUCCUCACAAGAAUAUGCAAGAAGGGUGAAGAAUGAUCAAAGUGACUAUGUGAAAAGAUCUAGUUCUCAGCAUACUCGUACAAAUAAUCAAGUUAUUGGGCAGUCCGAAUCUAGAAGAAAAAGCCAGGACGUUAGAGAAAUGUCAAAGAUCCAUGUUAGUGAUGUCGGCUCAACUUCCCAAGAGAAGCAAUUCCCAGGAAGGGAAGAAAAUGUGAGUGUGUCAGAAAUCGGAGACAGUGCUGAAAGAAUUUCUACUUUGCAGUGUCAGUCUGAAUCUAGAAUGAAGAUUGAGGAAGAAGACAGGAAUCUAGUUGAGAGACGAUCAGGAUCGAAAAUGAAGAUAUGGGAAGAAGAUACCACCAUGACUCAGACUUCAUUUCAGCAGACAAGAAACCAACAUCAGCAAAGAGGUGAAAGGGUCACCGGACAACUGGAAAUGAGAAGAAGGUCGGAAUGCUCCAGUGAAAUUAAUGAAGCCAAGAACAAGAAGACCUCAAUAUUACAAUCCGGAACCCAAAAUAUGAAACAGGAUGAUACUUCAAGUUUACAUUUCACUUCUGAUCAGAAACUACAUCAGAGAGUUGAGACCGGUAAAGGAAUGCAAGCUAUUACAAAUAUAUCUGUUGUUCAUGCUGACAACACUAAGAUAGUUACCAAUACUCAAACAAGUUCUGGAGAAAGAUUGAUUGGACAUGAAAGUAACACUUCGGGUUUGGGUCGGAUUAAUGAGAGAAGUGAAAUACAUAAUGAAGCCAAUGGUAGAGUUCAGCAAAAGAAAGCAAGAAAAGAGAACUUGAAACCUACUAGUGUAUCAAGUUCUUGCGGACAAGCUGAGGAGGGCUCUAGUUUUCAAGCAUCUUUGAGUUUGGUUUCAGAAACACGAGAACAACGGUCUCAUGUUGAUUUAGAGGAAUCAGAAAAGAGGAGCACGGAGUAUGUUUUGAUGCCUCCUCGUCCUCAAGCGAUAACUGGAGGUCUCCCGCAUGAUGAUUCAAUGACUAGGAUUUUUACUGAGGAGGCUUCCGGUAAAGCUUCAGAAAGUGGCUCUGCCACCUCACACAUGCAUUCAAGAGGAAGGACUAUAUUUGCACACCACAAACCAUAUGCAAGAAAAAAGAGUGAGACUUAUGGGGAAUCUUUAAACUGGACUACCCAUGAAGAUUCUCUGGAUUCUGCUCAACGAUUAGAGGAAUCAUCCUCGCAUUUUGUUGGGGAGUUUGUUGAGAAGGCAAGGCAUGAUAUCUUAACUUCUGGGGUCCAACAGGGUAAUAUAAGUUCUGACUUCACUUCAGCAUGUGAAGGUGAUAAGUAUGGGCCGAACGCUUCUGGUCAAUAUCGCAAGGAAGAAUCAAAGAUGAAAAGGCAUGACACGAGGCAGUCACCGAAGGGCUCUGGAGGAAGGGGACCUGAUGAUGAAAUGUGGGAUGUAACUGACCCAUCUUUUCAGGAAUCGCUUGAAGCAGAAACUCCUCAGGGAAUUUCUACGUCAGGGAAUGCUUCCAUAAAGAGAAGUGGCAGGUCCUUGUGGACCCUUAUGGGAGAUAUAGUUCGAUUACGAUGGAGUUUACGUGCUCAGACCCCUAGCUCAAGAUCAACUGCAAGAUCCGGAGGAAGGACUUCACCUAAUGAGUCGGUUCAUAGCGAGGCAUGGUUUUCUGGUCAUGAAACAAAUGAAAACACUGAAGAAAAUCUGAGAAGGGAAAGAAGCAACCUGGCUUCAGAGGUCAUAUCUCAUCAUCGGUUGGGACAAGGGACUCAAGGUGAAGGAGAUUUCUCUGACUCAACAAGGACAACUGAAAAAGUAGGACACCUUGAAGGCAACAUUUCACCAUCUUCAAAUAUAUUAGAAACUGUGCCUGCAUUAGAAGUUAUUUCAUUGACCUCACAUAAGGAAAAACAUGGCAUUAGUAGCUCUGAGGUAGCCCCUUCAGGCAAGGAGGUAGUACAAUCAUCUUUACCGCUACCAACUGGAAGCACAAAAACAUCUCUUGUUCUAGAAGAGAUUUCAGAAACUGAUAAAAUUAAUACCCAGGGAAGUGGUUCAAUAAGGACAAUGGAACAACCUUUCGGUGCAAGAAUAGCUAAAGCGUCAAGGUCUCAGGAUAAGGAGGGGGAAUUAAAACAAAGAAAGCUUCAACGGACCAAACAAGUUCCAAGAGAUAGAUUUGAUGAAUGGGAAGAAGCAUAUAGACUUGAGCGUGAGCAGCGAAAAAUUGAUGAAAUGUUUAUGAGAGAAGCAUUGCUGGAAGCCAAGAAAGCUGCUGAUUCUUGGGAGGUGCCUGUUGGGGCAGUACUAGUGCAGCAUGGGAAGAUAAUUGCUCGUGGACGCAACUUGGUAGAGGAAUUACGGGAUUCAACUGCACAUGCAGAAAUGAUCUGUAUACGGGAAGCUUCGAACAUACUUCGUUCAUGGAGGCUUGCGGAUACAACACUUUAUGUUACACUUGAACCAUGUCCUAUGUGUGCUGGAGCAAUACUUCAGGCAAGAAUUGACACUGUUGUGUGGGGAGCUCCCAAUAACCUUCUAGGAGCAGAUGGCAGCUGGAUAAGACUUUUCCCUGACGGAAGAGGAGGAAAUGGUUCAGAAGUGACAGACAAGCCGGCAGCCCCAGUCCAUCCAUUCCACCCAAAUAUGGGAAUCAGACGGGGGAUAUUGGCAUCGGAGUGUGCUGACAUGAUGCAACAAUUUUUCCAGCUUAGGAGAAAGAAUAAGGGAAAGAAUGCAGAGCAUCCCCAAUCACCAUCUUCUCUUCCAGUAACAAGUCAUCGUUCAAAAUUCUUUACAAAGAUGCAUAAUAUCUUGCAUUUGAUGUUCUGUUUGUGACACUAGGAAAACCAACAUACUGGUUUUUUUAUUAGGU